AUGUCACUCAAAGUUGCCAUUGGACAAUUAUGCUCAUCUUCAAACUUAGGUCGUAACCUCAACACAGUGAUUAAGAUAUUAGAUAAGGCACAAGCAAGCAAUGCUAGAAUACUUUUCCUUCCAGAAGCUACGGAUUACAUCCUGCGAAAUUCACAACAUUCACAAGAAUUAUCAAAGGGAGUCGAAGCACAAUUCCUUAACCCAUUGCUAAAGAGAAUCAAAGAAUCAAAUGGGAAUACGUAUGUCUCGAUUGGAAUUCACUUGCCUGGGAUUAAUAGAGUGAAAAAUUUACAUGUUUUAAUUGAUCCUCAAGGGAAGGUGAUAUCGGAAUAUCAAAAGAUACAUCUAUUUGAUGUCGACGUCCCCAAUGGGCCAAUUCUCAAGGAACUGAAUUCGGUUGAACCUGGAAACAAAGUUGAAGAACCAACAACAAUUGAUGGAUUCAACUUAGGACUCGGAAUUUGUUAUGAUAUCAGAUUCCCUGAGCUUGCGCUUUCUUUAAGGAAAAAGGGAGCUGAUAUAAUCACUUUCCCAAGUGCAUUUACAACAAGAACCGGGGAAGAUCAUUGGGAGUUAUUAUCCCGAGCACGUGCCAUUGAUUCUCAAUGUUUUGUAAUCAAUGCGGCCCAAUGUGGAUAUCAUGAUGUUGGAAAAAGUGAAACAGGAGAAGUUAUAAAGAGAGUAAGCUAUGGUGAUUCGAUUGUAGUUGAUCCAUGGGGCAAUAUUCUUGGCAGAGCAAGCAAAUACACGGACACUCCAAAGUUAGAGGAAGAUGGAGACUACUCUGAAGUCAUCUUUGCAGAUUUGGAUUUAGAAAAACUUAAGAAAGUAAGAGCAAAUAUGCCACUUUUGGAUCAUCGUCGCCCUGAGAUCUUUGGAAGCAUACAAUUGAAUCCUUUUAGGUCGGAGCGACUGUAUUCUCAGAUUUGCGAAAUGGAAUAUUACAGGUGA
Messenger RNA from Hemisphaericaspora subhashii, 951 nucleotides. It is a transcript of the gene NIT2, whose product is annotated as putative hydrolase. Gene Ontology annotation, molecular function: hydrolase activity, acting on carbon-nitrogen (but not peptide) bonds, in linear amides. NCBI's taxonomy places the organism in Eukaryota, Fungi, Ascomycota, Pichiomycetes, Serinales, Debaryomycetaceae. The record is from RefSeq and is a predicted model, not a curated record. The transcript has a single exon. The coding region runs from base 1 to 951 and encodes 316 amino acids.